AUGUCAACGAACCGUCCGUUGCAGGUAGUCAAUUCGCGUGACAGGAGCACAGAUUUAAGUGGAAUUUUUGCUGAAUACAUACUUGGAAAGCGUUUCUUCAGCUGGGAUGAAUUUGAGAAGUCAUUAGCAGAAUUUCAAAAAUUAUCCUACACUCACUAUGUUCAUAAUUGCAGCAAAACGAUGCCGGAUGCCAGGUUUAAGUACGCUUAUGUUGGUUUUAGAUGCACUUUUGGAGUGAAUCGUACAAGACGUGGAUUGAAAUUGAAAAACAAGUCGUCUAAAUGUUGCAAUUGCUCGUCUUCAUUUCGCGUGGUUUUGCAUCAUAGUGAAUACAUAAUUGCUUCCCACAAUAUGGUGCAUAACCAUCCAUGCAGCAGGGUGUACAUGCAGAAUGACCCAUGGUAUAGACGACUAACAGUUGAAGAGAAAGAAAAUAUUGAACCACUUCUUCAGCAAUCCCACUCAUCCGAUGAAAUAAUAAUGCAUGUUAAGGAGAAGUACAACAAGGAUAUAACUCGCAUUGACGUUAAAAAUAUGAAAGCCGCAGUGAAUAAAGGUAACGUUGACGUACUUGUUACAUACUUAAGGUAUUUCGAGUCGUCGUGACAUUUUUGAAUUCCUAAAAUCCCGUGGGAAGUUAAUGGAGUAUUAUUCCGAUGAACCGAUCAGGAAUUCACUAACAAGAAUUUGUUUUGCAACUUAUGAGCAAAUGGAAUUGUAUAAACAGUUCCCUGAAGUUGUUGGUAUUGAUUCGACGUAUAAUACAAAUAAAGGGAAGUAAGUUUACCAAUUCAUUAAUCAACGUGCAGGUAUUCUUUGUUCCAGCUACUUGUGACGGAUAAUUUUGGUCGUGGACGACCAGUUUUAUUUGCGUGGACUAGAAAAGAAUUCAAACGAGAUGUAGUUUGGAUAUUAGACUGUUUCCGGCAAAUAAUGGAAGACACCUCGAAAACAGAAUCCUUCAUUAUGGAUUGUGCGCAGGCUGAAAUAGCAGCCGUCAAGUU
Messenger RNA from Trichobilharzia regenti, 1004 nucleotides. Lineage: Eukaryota; Metazoa; Platyhelminthes; Trematoda; Strigeidida; Schistosomatidae. The record is from the annotation of a GenBank genome assembly.